AUGGGUUCGAAUGACGUUCAUGACAGGAUAAAUGUUGAGUCGCUACUUUUUCAUAAGGCGCACUUGACGCCUACAUAUUUCGUAUUGGACUCCGUCGACGACAGUAGCGUUGUCAGAUGGGAAGAAAACGUUGGGGAGAUGAUCGAUUUUUGCACUGAUUUGCUGAAUCGUAGUUCGGAAUCGUUCUGGAAGAUUGUUUCGAUCGAUGACUGUUCCAUCGUUUCCUUUGUCAAUUCCUAUUUGGUGGAAUGCCCCAGGUACUGUCAACCGGAAUCUAUGCGACGAACUUUCUUCAGUGCAAUCGAGCGCGUGUCUCUGUUGCAGAACAGCCUCCAUGAACAUAUCUUUCGACUGCUUGUUCGCUUAAGCGACUCCGCUGAGGCGCAGCCAUACAUCGCAUUCGAAAGCUUCUUUGGUGAUUUCAUGCACUCCAGCGGGCUUUUUGACCUGCCAAUGUUACUUGAUAUAUGUGCUAUUUACGGCAAAGACAAUCCAGAUUCCGUCGUAAACAUGGUGAACAAAGCCUUCAGCUCAGAACCAAGAUACACCGAAGAUUUGGAGACGGUGCUGUCACUACUUGCCAGGGUUUGCUGA
Messenger RNA from Soboliphyme baturini, 594 nucleotides. The record is from the annotation of a GenBank genome assembly. NCBI's taxonomy places the organism in Eukaryota, Metazoa, Nematoda, Enoplea, Dioctophymatida, Soboliphymatidae.